UUUGGGUUGGCUCAGUUGACUGUGGAAUCACCAGAACAAAAAAGAUAUUUAGAGGAAAAAAGGGGUCCUGCAGUGUUCGUCCUUUUGUUCAGUUUUGUUAGGCAAGAAAUCAGGAUAGGCAGACAAGCAUGGAUCUACUGGAUCCACAAUGUGCUGCCACCAGCGUGGGAGUGGCUAAUCCGCUGAUGAUGCAUUUGGUGACCACUCUAUUGACAUCGUAUUGUAAUACAUCAUCCCCGGAUAUGUGGCCCGAGGACUAUGGACCAUUGGCCUUAGAAUACGGACCUGAACAAUAUGACUUCAUAGUAAUUGGGGCUGGAUCAGCGGGAGCUGUUGUUGCGAAUCGCCUUUCCGAAAAUCCUGCUCAGAAAGUUCUAUUGAUUGAAGCUGGCGGCGAUCCUCCUAUUGAGUCUGAGAUUCCAGGCCUCCUUACGAGCCUCCAAGAAACUGAAUUUGAUUGGUCCUACCCGACAAGAUCCAACGGCAACUCGUGCCUUUCAAUGAUCGAGGAGAGUUGCAUAUGGCCACGCGGCAAAUUAUUGGGAGGAUCAAGUUCAAUAAACGGAAUGCUGUACGCUCGAGGAAACUCAUAUGACUAUGAUAAUUGGGAGCGACAAGGGAACCCAGCUUGGGAUUGGCAGACCGUCCUGAAAUAUUUCAAACUUUCCGAAGAUUUUCAAGGACGUGAUCGAUACAAUGCCCAUGGUGUUGGUGGGCCACUGAAUGUAGAACCAUUCCGGUCUCCCAGAAAGGAUCAAAGGAUGAUCCUGAAAGCCUCCGAAGAGUUGAAUUAUCGGCAAGUUGAUGAUUUUGUGGAUGGAAAUGAUAUCGGGUUUGGCUAUCUUUACGGAACUUUAAAAGAUGGAAGAAGGUUUAGUACAGCCAAAGGUUACCUAACAAGGAUUCGAGAUAACCUGCAUGUAAUCAAACACGCAGUCGCUACCAAGAUUAAUUUUGACGCAGAAAAAAAGGCUGAAUCAGUUACAUUUGUCCUGGAUGACAUGCACGAGAUGACAGUAAAUGCAACCAAGGAAAUAAUUGUGUCAGCGGGAGUCAUCGAAUCACCUAAGCUUUUGAUGUUGUCCGGAAUAGGUCCAAGGAAGCACCUGACUAAUUUAGGUAUUCCCCUGGUACAUGGUGCUCCCGUUGGUGAUAACUUGCAAGACCACCCGGCAGUUCCAUUGUUCCUAAGCCUUGAAGAUCAAGGAAAAACAAACGAAUCGACUGUCCUCGAUGGAAUUUAUGACCAAUGGAUUCAUCGUGUAGGACCGAUGGGGAUGGGAGUUCUCAACAUAGGAGCCUUUGUGAACACCAAGAGAAAUGCGAUCAAGUAUCCCGACGUGCAAUACAUCUACUUGCCAGUACCGAACUUUUCGAGGUUCGGGGCUCGUUAUAAGCCAGGUGUUCGUCAAAGUAUCCUUCAUCGACUUAGCCCCAAUGAUCGUCUGAUGGUUGUUUUUGUGGCCGCUCUGAAUCCUAAUUCACGUGGUAGGGUACGCUUAGCUAGCACCAACUAUAAGGACAAACCAUUCAUUUUCCACAAUAUGCUAAGUGAUGAUCAGGACAUCGAAACAUUGAUUCGAGGGAUUAAAAAACAACUGGAGUUCGAGACGACAAGGUCCUUUGAAAGAAGUAACGCCAAAUUCCUGAAGGUUGACUUGCCAGCUUGCAACGAGUUUCCUUAUCAAAGUAAUGAAUAUUGGCGGUGCUAUGUCAGACAUAUGACGACGACCGUUCACCAUCAAGUUGGCACCGUGAAAAUGGGUCCUCCUAUGGAUCCUACUGCAAUUGUCGAUCAUCAGUUGCGGGUACGUGGCGUGAAGGGGUUGAGAGUUAUUGAUGCAAGUAUAAUGCCAACGUUGAUUAGUGCUAAUACCAAUGCGGCAGCGAUUAUGAUUGGUGAAAAGGGCGCGGAUUAUAUUAAGAGUAACUGGAAUAUGAGAAGAUAUGUCAGAGCAGGUUAAUAAAAGCGGAUGUCCUUUAUGAU
Messenger RNA from Hermetia illucens (black soldier fly), 1987 nucleotides. Its product is annotated as glucose dehydrogenase [FAD, quinone]-like. Bases 129 to 1964 code for a protein of 611 amino acids. NCBI's taxonomy places the organism in Eukaryota, Metazoa, Arthropoda, Insecta, Diptera, Stratiomyidae. The record is from RefSeq and is a predicted model, not a curated record. The transcript has 3 exons. Gene Ontology annotation, molecular function: flavin adenine dinucleotide binding; ecdysone oxidase activity.